AGUACACAGAGAGAAAGGCUAAAGUUCUCUGGAGGAUGUGGCUGCAGAGCCUGCUGCUCUUGGGCACUGUGGCCUGCAGCAUCUCUGCACCCGCCCGCUCGCCCAGCCCCAGCACGCAGCCCUGGGAGCAUGUGAAUGCCAUCCAGGAGGCCCGGCGUCUCCUGAACCUGAGUAGAGACACUGCUGCUGAGAUGAAUGAAACAGUAGAAGUUGUCUCAGAAAUGUUUGACCUCCAGGAGCCGACCUGCCUACAGACCCGCCUGGAGCUGUACAAGCAGGGCCUGCGGGGCAGCCUCACCAAGCUCAAGGGCCCCUUGACCAUGAUGGCCAGCCACUACAAGCAGCACUGCCCUCCAACCCCGGAAACUUCCUGUGCAACCCAGAUUAUCACCUUUGAAAGUUUCAAAGAGAACCUGAAGGACUUUCUGCUUGUCAUCCCCUUGGACUGCUGGGAGCCAGUCCAGGAGUGAGACCGGCCAGAUGAGGCUGGCCAAGCCGGGGAGCUGCUCUCUCAUGAAACAAGAGCUAGAAACUCAGGAUGGUCAUCUUGGAGGGACCAAGGGGUGGGCCACAGCCAUGGUGGGAGUGGCCUGGACCUGCCCUGGGCCACACUGACCCUGAUACAGGCAUGGCAGAAGAAUGGGAAUAUUUUAUACUGACAGAAAUCAGUAAUAUUUAUAUAUUUAUAUUUUUAAAAUAUUUAUUUAUUUAUUUAUUUAAGUUCAUAUUCCAUAUUUAUUCAAGAUGUUUUACCGUAAUAAUUAUUAUUAAAAAUAUGCUUCUACUUG
Messenger RNA from Pan troglodytes (chimpanzee), 788 nucleotides. RefSeq names its product colony stimulating factor 2 (gene CSF2). Gene Ontology annotation, biological process: immune response; myeloid cell differentiation. Bases 36 to 470 code for a protein of 144 amino acids. Gene Ontology annotation, molecular function: growth factor activity; granulocyte macrophage colony-stimulating factor receptor binding; cytokine activity. NCBI's taxonomy places the organism in Eukaryota, Metazoa, Chordata, Mammalia, Primates, Hominidae. The record is from RefSeq and is a predicted model, not a curated record. Gene Ontology annotation, cellular component: extracellular region. The transcript is spliced from 4 exons.